UUAGACGCAAACAAUUUAUUCUGUGUAAGAAGUUGAAAACAUAAGGAAUCUAUGGUAUUAUUGAAAAUUAUCCCUUUUAUAAUUAUGUUCUAAGUUUUAUUGUUGAAAAUACCCAUUUAUUAUUGAUUAAGGUUGUUUUACCAACACAAAAUGACUUCAAAACAGUUGUUUAGCUCAUUUUACCGGUUUAAAAAUGGUUACAAAUAUAGUAAUAAACUUUUAAAUAGUAUCAUUUUAUCUAAUUUUUCCAGCAAGUCACAUGACCGAGAAAUAACUAAAGAAUUAAGUAAUAAGUUUUUUGCUAAGCCUGUACAAGAUAUAUUAGUAAAGCUUACUCAUGUAAAUAUACAAAAAGCAUUUAGAAAACGUUUUAUUGGACAAGAUCCUGAUACUCCAAUUUAUAAAUUUAUGACUACUGCUGAAGUUGAAAAAUUACAAGUUGAAGUGAAAGAAAAAGCUAAGGAAAAAAUUCAAAUGCCACCAAUUGUACCACUCCGUACCGAUUUAGGAGAAGUCUUAGAAGUUGACAGGGAUAUAAUUGGUUUUGAUAGUGCUAAAUUUGUAUUUACUGAUAUUACUUUUGGUAUAUCUGAUAAGAGUCGAAUAGUUGUAGUGCGGGAACCCGAUGGGACAUUACGAAAAGGUAAUGCUAAUGAACGCCAUACGGUAAAUCAAUUAUAUUUUCCUCAAUCAGGAAGAGAGUUAAAGCAUCCAGCUAUGUUUGAAGAUAAAAACUUAAAGCCCUUACUUGAAAAUGGUGAUUAUGAGUUUAUAUUGGAUCGUGCAUGUUGUCAAUUUGAACCAGAUGACCAAAAUUAUCACCGUGUUGUAUUCAGUACUUAUCAACAUGUAGAUCAAACUCAAAAAUAUCAGAUUUUAGAGUCAACGAGGCAUUUAGGACCAUUAUUGUUCUACUUAGUUUUUAAUAAAAGGCCAGAUAACUUUUUAAUGUAUUGUCUACAAACUGAAAGAUUUGAUGAUGUAAUAUUAUUCAUUCAAUUAUAUUCAAAGUUAAAUCAAGGAAUGGGAACUGAAUUAGAAAAUGAUCAGUUUAAAAUAAUUGAGAAUUUUAUUGAUGUAGAAUGUACUGAAAAAGAACGUUUAAAAGAAGCAUUAAAAAGUUAUAUUAAUAGAAAUAGUGAAGUUGAAUAUAAAUCAAAUUAAAUAAUA
Messenger RNA from Sipha flava (yellow sugarcane aphid), 1170 nucleotides. RefSeq names its product 28S ribosomal protein S22, mitochondrial (gene mRpS22). Bases 151 to 1164 code for a protein of 337 amino acids. The transcript is spliced from 7 exons. Gene Ontology annotation, cellular component: mitochondrial small ribosomal subunit. Gene Ontology annotation, molecular function: structural constituent of ribosome. The record is from RefSeq and is a predicted model, not a curated record. Lineage: Eukaryota; Metazoa; Arthropoda; Insecta; Hemiptera; Aphididae.